This is a messenger RNA of Eruca vesicaria subsp. sativa (arugula), 478 nucleotides long. Lineage: Eukaryota; Viridiplantae; Streptophyta; Magnoliopsida; Brassicales; Brassicaceae. The record is from the annotation of a GenBank genome assembly.
CAACACUAUAUGAAUCUUUCCUACAAAACCAUGUUUGUUAGUGUUUAUUUCGUCAUGAUCCUCUUGGUUUUUAGUUCAUGCAACGAUGCGGCAAGGAUGGGAACAAUUAAGGUUUCAGAAAUUGAGAUAGCUCAAACAAGAUCAAGAUCACCAACACAUGAUGAGUUCCCGGAGGGUUUUAGAUUCAAAGGUCGUGUAUUCCACAUUUUUUCCAAACGGGUCCUUGUACCACCUUCGGGACCUUCCAAAAGGCACAAUUCUGCGGUGAAUGAUCUCAAACACUAGUUCGUCUUAUUUAAUGUUUAGUUGGUUUUUGACAAUCAUACUAUAUACGUAGAAGAUUAUUCAAAUUGUUUUUGACGGGUUUUAAUCCUUCUAGUAUAUGUUUUUUUUUUCUCUUUUUCUCAUUUGAUUUCAUUCACAUUUGUAAUAUCUCGAUGGAGAAACAAAAGUAUAUUGUAUACAUCUCUUGUUUUUC